AUGCCUGUCGAUCCUAAUCUUCGUCUUGACAUAGACCGUCAUGUGAAAUACUGGAAGCGAUGCGCACAAUUGCUACCUGAACAGUAUACUGCAGGAGAGUCAAACCGGAUGAGUUUCGGCUUCUUCAUCGUGGCCGCCCUGGAUCUUCUCGAUGCCAUAGAAACGGCGACUACACCCGAAGAGAGACAUAGUUGGAUUGAAUGGAUCUACGCAUGCCAAGUUCCUUUCACAGGCGGAUUUCGAGGCUUCACGGGCACCAACCUAGGAAGUAUGAGAACUCUGCACAACUGGCACUGGGAUUCUGCCAAUCUUCCCAACACAUAUUUUGCAUUGGCUACACUGGUCAUACUCGGCGACGAUCUGAGCAGGGUCAAGAGAAAAGAAUGCGUUGCUUGGGUAAGGAGUCUGCAAAGAGAAAACGGCAGUUUCGGCGAAUUCUUAGGCGAGGACGAUGCUGUUGAAGGUGGCGACGACCCGAGGCUGUGUAUGUGUGCCCUCGGUACGUUGAGCAUCUUGCAGGGAACCGAGCAGGGUGUCGGUGACAGUCCGAUAGACACUGUGAAGUUGAAAGAAUACAUUUCGAAUUGUCAGAGUCAUGAUGGUGGAAUCGCUCAGCAGCCUUUGCUCGAGGCACAUUCGGGUUUGAACUAUUGUGGAAUUGCAACAAUAUCAUUCCUUGGACUCUUACAAAGCCCGAGGGUAUCAGCCUACGAUGUCUCAAGUCAAGCUGGACUAGAUAUAGAGGCAUGUAUAAAGUGGAUGAUCGACCGACAGACUACUUGGAUAGAGGAAGAUGAAGAGGAGGAUGAAGAUGAUGUUGCUGCUCCUCGUUUCACUGACCAGGAUAAGUCAUCAAGUGCCACCGCGGCCGAGGCAAUUCAGUCGCUCGAACAGAAAACGAUUGCUGGAUUCUGUGGUAGAUGUGGGAAGAUGGCUGAUACAUGUUACUGCUUCUGGAACGCAGGAGCUCUGGCUAUUCUGCAACGACAGGAGCUGGUAGACAUCGAGGCUUUGAGAUGUUAUCUUCUCGAGAAGGUUGCACACCUAAUAGGUGGCUUUGCUAAAGCUCCUGGUGAACUCCCUGACCUGUUGCAUUCGUACACAGGCCUUGCAGCCCUCGCCAUCUACAGAGAGCCUGGCCUUAAAGAACUCGACCCUACGUUUUGCUUCAGCCGACAAUCAGUAGGGAAGCUCAAGAACGUCGCUUGGCGAUUGAGAUGA
Molecule: messenger RNA, 1221 nt
Organism: Exophiala spinifera
Lineage: Eukaryota; Fungi; Ascomycota; Eurotiomycetes; Chaetothyriales; Herpotrichiellaceae
Exons: 5
Coding region: 1-1221 (406 amino acids)
Biological process (GO): protein geranylgeranylation
Cellular component (GO): CAAX-protein geranylgeranyltransferase complex
Molecular function (GO): CAAX-protein geranylgeranyltransferase activity
Source: RefSeq, a predicted model, not a curated record